AUGCAAUUUGUACAUGGAUUUUGUAAUUUUUCUUGCAGAAGUAUACAUAAUAUGUUAGUGAUAGAUUUCUUGUACAAAAUGCGACCUUACUUGAAGAAAUAUGUCGAAGAUUUUUAUCCUUCAGAUAUUGAUGAAAAGCCACCAAGUUGCAUUCAGGAAUUGAAGGAGAAUUUCUGGUGGACAAUAAACAAGCAGCGCGAAUAUUCUAGUAUAAGUAAGAGUACAAAAGAUGAAGUGAUUCAAAUGUUUGACGAAAUGAAGCGCAAAUUGACUGAAUUAUUCUCUCAAGGAUCGUGGAGCAGUGAAGAUGACAAACAGAAAGCUAUUUCAACGGUUUCCAAUAUGAAAGUAGCAAUAAUGGAUUCAGAAUCCUUGAGUGAGGAAUACAAAGGCCGCGAUAAAAUACUCGAAGUACGUUCCUCAAGUGUAACACUAAAUAUUUUAUUAUUGCUUAACUUAAUGAUCAAUGACUCAGCUAAAUAA
Molecule: messenger RNA, 483 nt
Organism: Schistosoma haematobium
Lineage: Eukaryota; Metazoa; Platyhelminthes; Trematoda; Strigeidida; Schistosomatidae
Exons: 4
Coding region: 1-483 (160 amino acids)
Molecular function (GO): metallopeptidase activity
Source: RefSeq, a predicted model, not a curated record